AUGAACAAGAGCAUUGUACCAGCCUCAAAACAACUCGUGAAAUUGAUCAAGAGAAAUCCAAACACUGUGUUUGUUCCUUCGGCUAACGCUGGAGUCAGAUUCCUCCACAUUCAAAACAAGACACCAGGCUUCUUUGAUCAAGUUUCUGGAAUUUACUCUACACCAGGCUUCAAGCUCUCCAUGAAACCUUUGGAGUUCCGUGGUGGCCAACCUUUGUGGUAUACCAACUUUUUGGGUGGUAUCAUUAUUGCCAUCCCAGUUGCUGCUGGUAUUUUCUUCUCUCUCUUCUCAUUGUUCUGGUACACUUUCUUUGAUUCACAAACUACCUUGUCGAGAUCCAACCCUCAUCCUUUCCUCAUGGUUAAGAAUGGAGCUGACUCUCAAGCCUCAGUGAACCCACUCUUCAGAUUCUGCUAUCCAUUCGGUCCUCAAGCUUCCGAUUUCAAGACCUUGUUCCAAAACGAACUGAACAGAGCAAAGAACAAGCAAAUCUAA
Messenger RNA from Naegleria lovaniensis, 495 nucleotides. RefSeq lists its product as uncharacterized. The transcript has 2 exons. Bases 1 to 495 code for a protein of 164 amino acids. The record is from RefSeq and is a predicted model, not a curated record. NCBI's taxonomy places the organism in Eukaryota, Heterolobosea, Eutetramitea, Acrasida, Naegleriidae.